AGGCCGUACGAGAUUACAGAGUGGGAGGGCUGCAUGGAGAGAAGACAAAACAAAAGCCACACAUUUCAACCAACAGGCGCUGGUCGCUUUUUAUUUUUUGUAAAUCAAAACACAUUUGAUCAAUUAUUCGUAUCAAUUAUCGUGUAAAAACAACAACAACAUUAUUUUGCAUCAUGCCUAGUAGCACGUCUUUGCUGGAGGCCGACGAGGGAGAGUCCGAGGUCCCGCCGCCGCUAGAGCACGCUUUCGCCGGUAUGGGCCUCGAGGAGCACCACGGCACCCAGAGCCAGACCCCCGAACAAGCAGACGAGAACCUCUCCUUUCACCACCACCACCACCACCAUAACCACCACCACCACCAGCUCCCCGCGGUUCCUCAUUUCAACCUCCUCGGUACGGUCCUGGACCUGAAGCCCCUGCCGCUGCACCGGCCGCCCUCGGGAGAUGAAGUGAACAUCACGGCAGCGCCCGAAGACGAGGAGCCCGAAGUUGGAGCCGACUCCUCGGUCUGCGGCGGUAGCUUGUUGUUAGCGCAGGCCCACCUCCACCGACACCUCCCAUCGGUGCCGGUUGGCUCCGGGAUGCCGUCCGGGAUGGAGCCGCCGCACGUCGAGACGGUGUUGCUGUACAACGGGGACGAGCGGGAUGAUACGGUUGUCGGCGGCAGCGCCCUACCACCGGCUAGCAGCAUGGCGAUGCUACCGUCCGGCGUGUACGGGGAGUCGGGCUACGAGGCCGAGCCUUCGCUGUUGAGUCGGCGAAAGAGCGUCAACACCACCGAGUGUGUGGCCGUGCCGAGCUCCGAGCACGUCGCGGAGAUUGUGGGCAGGCAGGGCUGCAAGAUUAAGGCACUUCGAGCCAAGACCAACACCUACAUUAAGACACCGGUGAGGGGAGAGCAGCCUGUCUUUGUUGUGACAGGGCGCAAAGAAGAUGUGGCCAUGGCUAAGAGGGAGAUCCUGUCUGCAGCUGAGCACUUCUCCCUCAUCAGAGCCUCUCGAAACAAGACGGGCCCUCUGUCAGCUGCGACCGGCCCAGGAACCCCCUCUCUACCUGGACAGACGACCAUUCAGGUGCGGGUGCCGUAUCGUGUUGUAGGGCUGGUCGUGGGUCCCAAAGGGGCAACCAUCAAACGUAUUCAGCAACAGACCCACACGUACAUUGUAACACCGAGUCGUGACAAAGAGCCGGUGUUCGAGGUCACUGGGAUGCCGGAGAACGUGGACCGGGCGAAGGAUGAGAUAGAGGCGCACAUUGCCCUCCGCACAGGCACCUGCGGAGGGAUUGAGGCUCCUGGUGUGGACAACAAUGACUUUCAAUUCAACGGGACAGACGUCAGCUUUGAGACUUCUGCGAUGCCAGUGGGGAUGGGGGAGGCUGGGUGGCUUCAUGCUGGUGCAUCAUCACCGGGUGGCGGUGGCUUGCUGCCAAUGAGCAUCAACGGUACUCAGCGAAUCAAUAGCAAUAUUAACAGUGGUGUCAGGAUGUCUUCCACCUACCGCAACGACAGCUCCAGUUCCCUCGGCAGUGGCUCCAGCUCAGCUGAUUCUUUCCCUGGCAGUGGGAAUGGUAACCGGAUGGCAGAUUUCAGCCCGACCUGUGCGUUUAACGCCAACGCUAACAACAACAACAGUAAUGGCGGCACCGCGAGUUUCUGGUUUGGCGACGGCCUUCUUCCUGUGGGGUCUGAGGAGCUCGUCACCCUGGGAGGUGGAGGCUCUCCGUCAGGAUUUGACCCGUUGACCAUCUCCACUGCCCAAGCCCCGCACCCUGGUGCACAGCCGCAAGUCUGGAGCCCCUUUGUGGACCACCAACCCCCCCAGGCCUUUGAUUCUCGCCAGUCUCAGACCAGUCAGCCUGGGACUCCCCGGCUCUCUCCAACCUUCUCUGGGACAGAAGCCUUGGAGCACCCUCAGGCCCAGCGUGUUCACCGAGGGCCCCUCGUCUCGGCUGGGACCCUCGAUGCCCACAGGUUCCCCUCCUACAGCUCGGCCUUCUCCUCCUCCAGUGAAAGCACCGCUUCCUCUUCCUCUCCACCCGAAUCCUCCCUUUCCUAUCGACCGGGGCUUGGAUCAGCAGUGAGAGGACAGGAGAUCUGUAUCCACUGUAUGGAUAACCAGGUGAUCGCUGCCUUGGUUCCCUGCGGCCAUAACCUCUUCUGUCUAGAUUGUGCCACCAACAUAUGCCAGGGUCCAGAUGCCGUCUGCCCUGUGUGCCUGUCCCCGGCCACACAGGCCAUUCAGCUCCGCAAUAUGUGAUUUUAAUCCAUUUACCUUGACGGCUGAUGAGGGAUCAGCAUCCCCGACUCUUUCAACUCAUAACAUGUCUGGGGAAAUUACAAAACUGACCCCAAAUCAGUAUCUAGGUAUGUCCUCAUCCCGGUUUUGUCCAAGCUGGUGUUUGGUUGACAAAGGUGAGGACGAAUAGGUGAAUAAGGAAUGAUCUGUAUUUAGGGCAUGGGUAAGGGUGUGCAGCCCGUUCAUGUGCCUGCUAUUGUGAAGUCUUCUUCCUUGAUUGAUUUGAUCAAUGGGAGGGUUGGAAACCCUCUGUGUAGCAUUGGGUGGGGUGGGAUAUAUAUAUAUAUAUAUAUAUUUUUUUUUUGCUCAUCAUGAUUUUUGAUUUACAUUUUCUUCUCCCUGAAAUAUCUAGUUAUCAGUUUCUGCCUACCUAUAUUUUAUUACAUUUUUAAUGUACUUAUUAGAUACAUGAUGUUGGCUUUUGGGUCAGAGUUUAUUUUUUUUUGUCUACAUCUCAAAAGUUUUAUCCAUUUUUACAUAUUUCUUUUGCUGCUACAUUUGUUUUUAUGUGCUGAAAUAUGGCCCCACCCCUUUGCCUCUCUAUUAUUGUGCUCACAGCAGCAAAUUUUAAAGGAAAAAAGAUGAGGUGAGCAUGUUUACAUAUAGUGAGUCCCACAUAUGAAUAUGUAUAAAUUUAUAGUAUUCUUAACCACAGAAUUUGAAUGCCUGCUGUAGUAAAUUGGAUAUAAUGUACACAUACCACACUAUCCAGGCACUACUUUUUAACAGCAUAUGAUUUUAACAUGUGCCAGAUCCUAAAUUAGAAUUUUUAAAGCAUCGCAGAUAUUAAUAGCAUAUUGAUACCCAUACAAAAACACCCACAGAGGGUUUUUUAAACUAAGUUGGUCAAAAGAUGUCACACUCCAAUGGCAACCUCUUGUUGCCCCGGGUCUCUUUCUUCCCAGAUUAGAACCAACAAGUGGGCAACUCCUUUUUGUACCAGGAUGUUACACCACUUCAGUAUCGCCACGUUGCUUUCCAUUUCUACUUAAAAAAAAAAAAAAAUGUUUACGGUUAACUUGUGCCUAAUUCCGUUCUGAGUAAACAAAAGGAAACAACUGGUUCAGCGGACACAGUGUUGCUCUGUCUUAAAACAAACUUGUGGCCUUUUUUGGAAAGCCUGUAAUUAACUGACAACACUAUCUACAAAUCCAGAUUUUGGCUCAAAAGAACACAAGCUGACAGACUGAAGUCUUAAUGUAUUUCUUGAAGUUCAAUCUCCUAAAUGAAUCUCGGUGGAACAAAGGUUAUAUCACAGGGAUGUUUUCUUUUGCUUCCUAUUUUGUUGAGCCUAUUUACCGCCUAUUGCUUUAUCUUUUUAGCAACAAACACUCCCAUUUAAUUCAUUUGUUUUCAUAUUUCUUCCUGCUUUUUUUUCCCCCUGCCUUUUUUUUGUUGUUUAUAUGUCGAUUUACAUCCAUGUGCUGGUUUUCAGCUAGAACGAUGUGCACAGCUCGUACCUUUGGUAAACAUUCCUCCUCUCCUUUAUUGCAGACACUUUAGUAGAUGUUAGUAGUAUGGCUACAUAAUAGUUAAACCUCACCUGGGAGCAAAAAGAGCUGAUAUUCUUUGAAACCUCUACUAUGAAGACAGCUGUGAUCUGAAACGAAUCCCCGUACUGUACAGACGACCUGCUGAUUUUAGUUCAGCCAUCUCAAUAGCACCCUUUUCUUUCACCUGAACUGCUCCACCCUGUGGCCGUCUCGUUGCAGCCAUUUUGUGUCCUUGUUGGUAAGCAGUCAGCAAAAUAAUUCCGUUGGGAUGCAAAAUUGAGACGAAGGCCACCCAUGGCUUUACUCCAUUUUUAUUUAAUCCCACGUCAUUUACCAGGCCUAUGCAAAAAUCGUCUCAGUAUGUUAACUAUCGAGGACGCGCUAGAUAAAUUAAACUCCUCUGGUUUUAAUUACAGAGCUCAAUCUUGAGCUUUGACUUGUAGACAGACAUAUCACGUCUGCUUUUUCUACUACAUUUCAGUCGGGGGUCAGCCUUGCAUCGAUGAGAUGUUUCAAUGGUACACACUUUUGAUUUUCAUGUUUCAUCAGCUCAUUUUCUUUUGUCCUGUGCUCUACUAAGCAUAGAUCCCCCCCCCAAUAUCACACUAUUGACCAGACUGGACUCCACACAACAUUCUGACCUUUUAUUUUAUUUCACCCCCUUUCAAUGUGUGCAUCUGUCCGUUCCUCCGCCUGAAAAGUGAAGACAAGGUACAAAUUGGUGGAAAUCAUCUCAAAUCUUAGCUUUAAACACCAGUGUCUCUAUCUAGACUUUUUUUUACAGGAUUGAAUGAGUUGACGGACAUUUCAAAAAAAGGGGAAGCAGCUGGAAUAAUUUCAUCUCUUCGUCAAGGUCAAUACUGUUGCUUUACUGUGUGGACAUUGGACUGCAGUUCCUCUUAGCAUUCCAGCUGUAAACAGUAUUUGGGUGUUAUUCCAUCGCUUAGCUCCGUUUCCCUAAUAUCGCCUCUUUCAUGGAUGAGUGAGCUUUCUUGAGGAAAUGGAACCAACGAGUCCCAAAAGUGCAAAAAAAAGUGCUUCUGCCCCCCUCUGGUCUUCUCUCCGUCCUUUUUAUUUUACGUCUCUCAGAUCUACGAAGGGUCGAUCUCUCUUUGCUCUCUUCCUCUGAGGGAAUGCAAUACAGUGUCAGCCCUCAGUUUAUUGACAUGAAUCUAAUGACAUUUUUGUGUAUGUAUCAUAUAAUAUUACUGUUAAUGACUGAUAAAUAUACAGAAUUAUUUUUAUUUUGUUACAUUUCAUAUAUAUACAUAAAUAUAUCUAUAUUAAAAUGUUUACAAUAAGAUUUUUAAAUUUUGUUUUUUACUUUUUCUCCGAGUGAUUUAAGUGAAUGAAGAGUUGGAAACCCAGAAAUGUUGCAGGAGGGUGUCAAUGCUAUCUGCUUGUAGUCUAGUUAUUAGUUUACAGUAUUGAUGAUAAUAGUAUUGAUAGCUGCCGUUAACCUAGUGGAAAAUGGAAUGUGCAUCACAAGCAUGUCUUCAUAAUGUACCGCCAAUGUAAAACGUCACACUGCAACUGUAUAAAGGCCAAGGAUUCAAGCUGCCUGUCAUGUCUGUACGCCACCAAAUUAAGAACGGUAUACUGUAAAAUGUAUCUUAGAUUAUCUAUAUAUAAAUACAUAUAUUGUUAAGCUGUACCAACAGUUCAAAGUAUUUGCUAAUUUUACUACACUUUUGUUUUGUAUAUGUAGGGGGAGUCUUAUGGCAUAUAAAUUCUUCAAAUUGAGUCAGGAGUUUAAAAGCAGACUAUAUUUUAUAACGGCCUUUUAAGUUAUUGCGGCCAAAGCACUGAUAUUAUAUAUUUGCUGUAAAGAGAAUUUAAGAGUUUUAUUUUUCUGAUAUUAAAGUUACUUAAUAAAGACGGUUUCAUUUAAA
Messenger RNA from Dicentrarchus labrax (European seabass), 5682 nucleotides. RefSeq names its product RNA-binding protein MEX3B. The record is from RefSeq and is a predicted model, not a curated record. Gene Ontology annotation, molecular function: RNA binding. NCBI's taxonomy places the organism in Eukaryota, Metazoa, Chordata, Actinopteri, Moronidae. The transcript has 5 exons. The coding region runs from base 174 to 2258 and encodes 694 amino acids.